Eimeria necatrix is the source of this 207-nucleotide messenger RNA. RefSeq lists its product as hypothetical. Bases 1 to 207 code for a protein of 68 amino acids. The record is from RefSeq and is a predicted model, not a curated record. Lineage: Eukaryota; Apicomplexa; Conoidasida; Eucoccidiorida; Eimeriidae. The transcript has a single exon.
AUGACCCCCACUGCGGCCCCCAAGGUCAAGGCCUUGGGGCUAGCUGAGGGGCUGCUGCCCUCUGAAGAGCUCAUUACCCACCACUGGAGAGGCAGCAGCAGCAGCAGCAGCAGCAGCGCGCAGCACAACCUCAGGAAGCCCGGGCAGCAGCAAAGGACUCAGGCGCCCUUCGCCUCUCUCUGGAGCCAAAUCAGCACCAUUCCCUGA